CCUCCUCCUACUUCAGCCUCGGCCCCCGUGAGCCGCGAAAUGGCGGCGCGGCGGGCGCAUCUCGCUUCACCCUCCUCCUCGUCGUCGUUGUCUCCCAGCUCGGGCUCGCUGGACACAACAACAGCGGCAGCGGCGGCGGCAGCAGCAACAACAACAGCAGCAGCAGCCGCUGCCACUACAACUGCUGCAGCAAUGACAACGACAGCGGCGGUGUCUGCUACGUCUUCCCCAUCCACGACGGCGGCGGCAGCGGCCGCCGUAGCGGCGGCGGCGGCGACAGGGUCCGGGCCGGGUUCCGGCCAGGACAGCUCCGCCGAUGGAGGCGAUGCGGGCAAGGAGCUGUUCGAGGCGUGCCGUAAUGGGGACGUGGGCCGCGUGAAGCGCCUCGUCAGCCCUCUCAACGUGAACGCACGGGACACCACGGGCCGCAAGUCCACGCCGCUGCACUUCGCGGCCGGCUUUGGCCGCAAGGACGUUGUGGAACACCUCCUGCAAAACGGGGCCAACGUGCAUGCCCGCGACGAUGGCGGCCUCAUUCCCCUGCACAAUGCGUGCUCGUUUGGCCACGCCGAGGUGGUAAACCUGCUGCUCAGGCAGGGCGCCGACCCCAAUGCUCGUGACAACUGGAACUAUACCCCGCUCCACGAGGCUGCAAUCAAGGGCAAGAUUGACGUGUGUAUAGUGCUCUUGCAGCAUGGUGCCGACCCGGGAAUCCGUAAUACGGACGGCAAGACGGCUCUCGACCUGGCCGAGCCAACUGCUAAAGCAGUGCUCACAGGUGAAUACAAGAAGGAUGAGCUGCUCGAAGCGGCCAGGAGUGGUAAUGAGGAGAAGCUGAUGGCUUUGCUCACGCCGCUGAACGUCAACUGCCACGCCAGCGACGGCCGCAAGUCGACGCCCCUACACCUGGCAGCCGGAUACAACCGCGUGCGCAUCGUUCAGCUGCUGCUGCAGCACGGAGCCGACGUGCAUGCCAAGGACAAGGGGGGCCUAGUUCCUCUUCACAACGCCUGCUCCUAUGGACACUAUGAAGUGACGGAACUUCUCGUUAAGCACGGCGCCAGCGUGAACGCCAUGGAUCUGUGGCAGUUCACGCCACUACACGAGGCAGCGUCAAAGAACCGUGUGGAAGUUUGCUCGCUGCUGCUGAGUUACGGCGCGGACCCCACGCUCCUCAACUGCCAUUCGAAGAGCGCCAUCGACCUGGCACCCACCUCUGAGCUCAAGGAAAGGCUCGUCUAUGAGUUCCGGGGACACUCGCUGCUCCAGGCGGCGCGGGAGGCAGACGUGACGCGUGUCAAGAAACACCUGGGGCUCGACAUCAUCAACUUCAAGCACCCGCAAACGCACGAGACCGCCCUGCACUGCGCCGUUGCGUCUCCCUACCCAAAACGCAAGCAGGUGUCCGAGCUGCUGCUCAGGAAGGGGGCCAAUGUGAAUGAGAAGACCAAGGAUCUCUUGACUCCUCUCCACGUGGCCUCCGACAAGGCGCACAAUGAUGUGAUCGAUGUGCUCUUGAAACACGGCGCCAAGAUCAACGUGACGGACUCGCUGGGCCAGACAUCCCUGCACCGGGCAGCCCACGCGGGCCACCUGACUACGUGCCGCCUGCUCCUGUCGCACGGCUGUGACCCCAAUUUGCCCUCCCUGCAGGGCUUCACCGCCGCACAGCUGGGCAAUGAGAGCGUGCAACAGAUCCUGCAUGAGAGUAGCCUUCCGGUGAGGAACUCUGAUGUGGAGCAUCAGCUGCUGGAAGCUGCAAAAGCUGGGGACUUGGACACAGUAAAGCAACUGUGUACCACGCAGACGGUGAACUGCCGGGACAUGGAGGGCCGGCAUUCUACGCCGCUGCACUUUGCGGCCGGUUACAAUCGCGUGUCGGUAGUGGAGUACCUGCUGCAGCACGGUGCCGACGUACAUGCCAAGGAUAAGGGGGGCCUCGUACCCCUCCACAACGCAUGCUCCUACGGCCACUACGAGGUGGCAGAGCUGCUGGUGAAGCGUGGCGCCGUCGUCAACGUUGCCGACCUGUGGAAGUUCACACCGCUGCACGAGGCUGCCGCCAAGGGAAAAUACGAAAUCUGCAAGCUCCUGCUCAAGCACGGCGCUGACCCAACAAAGAAAAACCGUGAUGGGAACACGCCAUUGGACCUCGUGAAGGAGGGCGACACGGACAUCCAGGACCUGCUGAGGGGCGACGCCGCGCUCCUGGACGCCGCCAAGAAGGGCUGCCUGGCGCGCGUGCAGAAGCUCUGCUCCGGCGAGAACGUCAACUGCCGCGACUCGCAGGGACGCAACUCCACGCCGCUGCACCUGGCGGCCGGGUACAAUAACCUGGAAGUGGCGGAGUACCUCCUGGAGCACGGGGCAGACGUCAACGCACAGGACAAAGGCGGGCUCAUCCCUCUGCACAAUGCAGCCUCCUAUGGGCACGUGGACAUCGCAGCACUGCUCAUCAAGUACAGCGCGUGCGUGAACGCCACGGACAAAUGGGCGUUCACGCCGCUGCACGAGGCGGCGCAGAAAGGGCGCACGCAGCUGUGCGCUCUCCUGCUUGCGCACGGAGCUGACCCCAGCAUGAAAAACCAGGAGGGGCAGACACCGCUCGACCUCGCCACCGCGGACGACGUACGAGCACUGCUGAUAGACGCCAUGCCACCCGAAGCCCUGCCUGUCACCCACAAGCCCCCCAGCAUCCCGACCAUAGCUGCCACCUCUGCUGCCGCCACCGCCGCUCUGGCUCUGGGUCCCACGCCAGCCCUGGCCUCGCUGGCACCGUCUCCUGUCCCGAGUGGAGCUUCGGCGAGCGGAGCGGGUGGCGUGCCGCUCCUGGCCUCUCCGUCCUCCACGCCGGCAUCCCUGUCCGCUGCCAGUAGCAUGGACAGCCUGACGGGGGCCUGCGGCGUAGCUCCAUCGCCGGUGCCGGCCGGCGCCAUCGGGGCGGGGGCAGCGGGAGACGGCACACUGCUGGGCGCUUGCGGGGUGUCGGCGGCCGAUGGGGCAACGGGACCCGCCGACAAGCCAGACCGCUCGGCCGACUUUGAAAUUCCAGGUUUGGACAUGAACAUUAACAUGUUCCUGAAAGGUCUGGGACUCGACCACCUCCGCGACAUCUUUGAGAAAGAGCAGAUCACCCUGGACGUCCUCGCGGACAUGGGCCACGAGGAGCUCAAGGAGAUCGGCAUCAACGCCUACGGACACCGCCACAAGCUCAUCAAAGGCGUCGAGAGGCUCCUCGGAGCGCAGCAAGGUGGGUUGGCGUACCCUGGAGCGAACCCCUAUCUGUCUUAUCACACGACGGCACAGGGCACGCUGCUCAUCGACCUGCCGCCCGACGAUAAGGAGUACCAGAGUGUGGAGGACGAGAUGCAAAGCACCAUCCGGGAGCACAAGGAUGGUGGACAGGCUGGCGGAGUCUUCAACAGAUACAACGUCAUUAAGAUCCAGAAGGUGCGCAACAAGAAGCUGUGGGAGCGCUACACGCACCGCCGGAAGGAAGUGACCGAGGAGAACCACAACCACCACAAUGAGCGCAUGCUGUUCCACGGCUCCCCCUUCAUCAACGCCAUCAUCAACAAGGGUUUUGAUGAGAGGCACGCCUACAUCGGCGGCAUGUUCGGCGCCGGAAUCUACUUUGCGGAGAACUCGUCAAAGAGCAACCAAUACGUGUACGGGAUCGGCGGGGGCACGGGCUGCCCCGUGCACAAGGAUCGCUCCUGCUACAUCUGCCAAAGGCAAAUGCUGUUUUGCCGCGUGACGCUCGGCAAAUCCUUCCUGCAGUUCAGCGCUAUGAAGAUGGCGCACUCGCCGCCGGGACACCAUUCCGUGAUCGGACGGCCGAGCGUAAACGGCCUGGCCUUCGCCGAGUACGUCAUCUACCGCGGCGAGCAGGCUUACCCGGAAUACCUGAUCACCUACCAGAUCCUGAAGCCCGAAUGCACGCCAGACUUGACCUCGGCCGCUGGGCAGAAGUCUUAGUGAAACAGCGCACGACUUGUUUGUAAAUAAGAACAUGGACAUUAUUAUUCUUAUUGUUGCUGUAACUGAGAAGGCAUUGUUGUUUUUUGGACUUUUGGAUAUACAGUAGUAAGAAUGAGUGAACGGUGAUGUUGCCACCGAUUUAAUGAAGCUUGUGAGAGCGCCCAGCAAGAUAUCGUCCCGAAAGCUUUGACCCAAGGUCUGCAAAGUUGCACUGUCGAGAUCCCCCUUUUUAUUUCAGCGUGCUGCUUCGUUGUGCCAUCGACAAGUCAAGUUGUACCGGUCCGCAGGAUACUGCGGGCAGUUUCUUUUUCGUUGGGGGUAAUGGCUUCAUCCGCUUGAGGAGCGCGUCGCGGCUGCCACUUUAAAAAAGGUCCUGGUGCGAUAGUGGGGGUGUGUGCAACCUUUUUGACCUUUUGUGGUGUUUGUGUCUCCGUCGUGGAGCUUUUUAAUUGCCGGGAGCAAAGAGGUCAUAAUAAGGGGUUUUUUUGGGGUUAGAUCCCGUAGGUAUAAGUGUGACGUUAACCUGCUGCCAUCCGACACUGCCAACCAGUAAGGUUUGUCACGUAAACAUAAUGUGCCAAUUAGUUACUAGUUCAGCCAACCAGUGUGUUGGAGAGUAAAUUUGCAACAUUUACAAUUUGAGUACGACGUUUCGCUGGCAAUUACAUUCAGCAUCAUCGGGGGAUUUUGCUAGAAGAAAUGUCGUCCUCAAAUUGUAAAUGUGGAUUUGCUCUCCAAUACACCGGUGGGCUAAACUAGUAACUUAUUGGCAAGUUUUUUUUACGUGACACAGCUUACUGGUUGGCUGUUUCGGGUGCUGGUGGGUUAACGACACGUACGUACGCGAUCUAACCCAAAAAAAACAAUUAUGAAUAAUAUUGGUUGCGAAAGCCUACAUGUCAAAUUGAGCAAAGAGUUGUUCAGAAUCUGGUAUUCUACGUCGCAAAAUGGAAGGAAAUUUAAGUGAAUGCAAACUUAAACGAUUGAUUGCCCACUGCUGAUGCCAGCUUAAACAAAUUUUAAGAUUUGCUUCAGCUGGUCGGUUCUUGGAAUAACAAUUAUACUCAAGCCUGGGGUUGUGCGAGAAGGCUGUAUUGUAUUUACCAGUUCUUGAGAAUAGUAAACAUUGUCCACACGUCGUUCAUAUUUCUUACAGUGAAGGUUUUGAUUUGUGGUUUUGACGAGGUCCUGGAAACUGUUGCAAUACUGUUAUGGGUUUAUAUCAUGGCCUGUUUAGUUCCUGUGCACGUAAAAACCCACCUUUAUAAAUAACUUAACUGAAAAUUUAAGGCAAUAAUUCUAUAUUUAAGAGUUCCAUAACAAACGACAUGUUUCGGCUGUUCAUAGUUCAUUAUAACUUUUGCUUUAAAAUGUUGAGCUAUUUUCAAAAGCGCUCCUUUGAAAUCCAAUUUGUUGGUUGACAGGAGCCACGUAAUGGUACCGUACGUUUUGGUGAAUGAACGACCUUUCGGGGUUUAACCCGCCCAGCGCUCGCUCGCUCACUCUAAAUAAUCUCUCCCAUGUUUACAGAAAUUCCGUGCGUGGUCCAAACAUUGCCCCUGAUAUCCACCGUGUCCCGACGUCUCCUCCCUUUAGAUGCGUAAUGCAGCGACGGCGGUGAUGGUGGUGUCCGUGGCAGGAUGGUCAAUAUUUAUGAACAAUUGAUCUUUGCAAUAACAUAAUGAACUGACGUUAGACCACCUACCUGGAAGGCAACUUGUAAUGUUGAACACGUUUAUUUCAGUCUUUACGAAGAAGGACACGGCAAGAGUGGGUUUCGGGAACGGACGCAAUAUUAUAAUUAUUGUAUCAUUGUUAUUAUAUAUAUAGCUCUGUUGUUAAGCCGCUGCUUUGUCUUGUGCUGUGAUGUCUCGGCGUUCUGCAUGUGCUGUUUUAUUUUAUUUUGAAGUUUGCUUUUGUCCGGUUUGUAUCUAGCAUACUCCCAUCUUCUGUAUCAUAUUUCACAUUUUAGAUUGUCUGCUGUGAAAUUAAAUAAAAACUUGUACAUUGUUGAGUUUGA
Messenger RNA from Petromyzon marinus (sea lamprey), 6001 nucleotides. RefSeq names its product poly [ADP-ribose] polymerase tankyrase-2. NCBI's taxonomy places the organism in Eukaryota, Metazoa, Chordata, Hyperoartia, Petromyzontiformes, Petromyzontidae. The record is from RefSeq and is a predicted model, not a curated record. Gene Ontology annotation, cellular component: BRCA1-A complex; BRCA1-BARD1 complex. Gene Ontology annotation, biological process: protein K6-linked ubiquitination. Gene Ontology annotation, molecular function: ubiquitin-protein transferase activity; NAD+ poly-ADP-ribosyltransferase activity; protein binding.